Onthophagus taurus is the source of this 1188-nucleotide messenger RNA. RefSeq lists its product as uncharacterized. The record is from RefSeq and is a predicted model, not a curated record. Lineage: Eukaryota; Metazoa; Arthropoda; Insecta; Coleoptera; Scarabaeidae.
UCUAUGUGCUAUUUAGUAUUACAUUAAAUUUUAAGCAAGGUGUUUCGUUUAGUUCGAAAACCGAAACCUUACACGUGUUAUUUUCACCUGCUUUACGAAUACGACGUCCGCCAAGUGCGCGUAUGACACAUAACUCGGUCGCUUCAAGUUCUCUUUAAUGAAAGGUCUACCGUAAACGUUUUCAAGUGCGUGUGCAGUUUUCGUUUUAGUAUCAACAACCGAAACGGUGUGUGUCGUUUUAAACGAAUUCUUUUGUAGAUAAAAAUUGAUAUCUAUCAAUUCGUUAUUAUCUCGAGUAAUUAAAUCAAUCUGUUAGAAUUAAAAUUAAGGUGAAUUCGCAAAAAUGAGGUUUCAAUUUUGUGUGUAUUUUGUAAUUUUUGGUGUUAUUGGAUUUGUAAAUUGUUUAAAAAAUGAUGAUGGUAAUGUUGAAAUUGAUUUACCACCUGCGAGUGAUAUUGAAGAAUCUGAUUUAAAGGAAAUUGAUUUGACUCCAGAAUUAUCGUUGUUGGAAAAUAUUGAGAGUGUUCCUAACACGGUGGAACCACAAGUUGUGGAUCUCCAACCCACAGAUUCUCCAUUACUUCCUAAUUAUGAGGAAGCUGAUGAUAUGGAAUAUGGGGGUUACUUCGAAAAUCGUACAGUUUAUACGUACAACGAUUCAGUUUUACUUCACGAAGAAGAAGAAUCGAAGGAGAAAUCUGAAACGAAACCACAAGCGGAAAUGAAAUUUUCUGACCCUAUCCAAAGUAACCUCAAGUAUAACGUUGAAUGGAUUGAGAGUGCAGAUGAGAACACCGUUGACAUUGACGUUGUUCGUUCGCGACCUUUAAACGUGGUUGAAACGUGGCCUUGGAUUCUUACCAUGACUGUUGUAGGGACCAUGUUCGUUCUUGUACUUGUUGGGAGUAUGAUUUGCUAUAAAUUAUUAACAAAAAGGUAUAAUAAUCGAGAAAAAUUGAUAAAUGAGGAAGAUAUGAUUGACCCUAAUGAUAUGAAAAAUUUUUCUUUAUAAAUAAGGAGAUUGAAGAGAAUAAAGGAGGCGAAAUAGAUUAUUUGUUCCUCGUUCAAAAAAAUUUUUUUUGUGAAUUGUGUUGUAAAAUAUUCUCUUAACUUUAAGUCAUAAUUGUAAUUAUACUGUAACAAUCAAUCAAUUAUUAGGUAGUAUUUAAAAAUAAAACCAUAAAAGAA